CAACGCAUCCGAUAUGCAACGGAACGCAUUUUCGGACGCGGCCCGAGUCGUUCCGAGGUGUAGCGUCCGAUUCCGAUUCAGAAUCAGAUUCCGAUUCCGAUUCCGCCGAUCGCGUAUAUCAAUCAUAUUAAACAAAAUCAUCAACUACAACAACAACAGCGGCAACACUUUUGUUAGUAAAUUUCUGUUGAAUUAAAAUACGAAACGAAACACAUAAAAAAGUGCAAUCCAAAAACAAAUAUUAACGUUAAACGAACUAGAAAAAAAAAGAAAAAGAAUAAUUAAAAAAGUAGCCAUUACUUUUGAAUUGUUUUUUUAAAUGCAAAAGGAAAAAGGUUCGUAAACAAAAAAUUAAAUGCAAAGCCUUUUUGAUAAUACAACAUAUCAAAGAGCCAGAAAUAAAAUACAGCAAAAAUAAUUACAAAUAAUUAAUACACAAACACGCGGGGCAACUGUCAAAAAAUCUACAACAACACAAAGUGCAACAACAACAAAUCAAGUGCAAAACUACAACAGCAACAACAAAAGAAUCACACAAUUGAACAUUUAACAUAAAAAAAAAGAAGAAAAAAUUCCACCAAAUAUAAAAAGCCCGAAAGGAAAAAUUCGCGUUUCAUUUUCACGCGCUGCAUAUUAUUUACUCUGUGCUCCACAUAUAUAUAUACCUAUAAUAAAUAAAAACCAACCAAUAGCCCAAAAAAAAAAGGAAAUGAAAAAUCCGCAUCAACAAUAAAAAUCUGCCUGCAUUUUGCCUUUUGUGUGAGCUGCCCACCAAAACGAGAGAAGCACUUUUAUUGUAUAUACAAAUUAUAUACAUCGCCGGGAGGAGCUGCAGCAACCCACUCCGCGCCAGGGUUGCCACCUCCUGAGCCGCUGUAAGCCCUGCUCCGCAUCAGCAGCCGCAACAGCGCCGCAGCAGCAGCAGCAGCAGCAGCAAUUCGGCUUUUGGGCAGAGAUUAUUUAAGACAAAUAUAUGUGAUGCUAUGCACAUCAGCAGCUAUGAAAUAUGCCUAGAACGCGUUGCUGAAGAAUUUAUGGGUCGCAGGCAAUGGAAACAUUAUCAAGAGCAACUGACUCGCAGCCACUUGAAUAUCGAGGAGCAACAGCCCAUAGCAAUAGCCGGUUCCGAGGACGAGCCACCGCAAUACAAGCCCAGCAGCAAGGAGCCCAACCACUGUGAAACAGAGAACCACCGUCUAGAGCAGCACCACAACGGCAGCCAGCUGCUGGAAGAAGAUUUUGAGAACAACCAAACAUCACACGAUUCAUCACGUACACCAACACCGGGAGCCACCAGUACACCAUCACCACCGCCAGAACCCAUCGAUUGGAGACCGUCGGCCAAGUGCAAUUUCUGUGUUAACGGUCGCCUGCUUACGGUUAACGCCCAGGGCGAUUUGGUGGCCGAAACAGCAGCAACAGCCACUAGUAGCAGCACUAGUAAUAGCCACAUUCAUCAGCACGACAGUGACAGCGACUCGAGCACUUCACUGCCCCACCAGAGCAGCAGCUACAUCAACAACAGCAGUGGCAACAGAGCUCGCCACAUUGCUGCUGCAACUGCAACACCAGCAGCAACAUCGUUAGCAACAGCAGCUACAGCCGCAACAUCCGCGAAUUCCCUCGAACUGUACAAGCUGCUGACCCAGCGGGCAGCCAAAAUGACAUCGAUGGACUCGAUGGCCGCCCAGCUGGCGCAAUUCUCACUGCUGGCCGACUUCAAUCUGAUCAACUCGCUGGCCAGCCAACAGCAGCAGCAGCAGCAGCAACAGAUCGCUAGUGCGGUAACGCCAACUACCUCAGAAGUAUCUGCAGCCGCAAUCAGUCCCGCACUCAAAGAUACGCCCAGUCCCAGUGCGGAUGCACCGCUCGAUCUUAGCAGCAAGCCAUCGCCGAACUCAUCGAUUAGCGGCGAUGUGAAGUCCGUCAGAGCCUGUGCCACGCCCACGCCUUCGGGAAGGAGGGCGUACAGCGAGGAGGAUCUGAACCGGGCGCUCCAGGACGUGGUGGCCAACAAGCUGGGACCCCGGAAGGCGGCCAGCCAGCACCAUGUGCCGCGCUCCAUUCUGGUCAACCGGCUAUACAAGAUGCAGCACGACCUGGACCAGGAUGCGGAUGGGGACGAGCCGGAGGACUCUAACGACGAUGGCGAGGCGGAGGUGGACAGCAAUGCCUCCACUCCGGCGCCCUCAUAUCCGGAUUUUGCCAGGUCGCAGCUGCGCAAGCUGAGCCACCUGUCCGAGCACAAUGGCAGCGAUCUGGGCGAGGAUCUGGACCGGGGAUCGCCGAAGAUGGGACGACAUGCGAGUGGCAGCAGUGCCAGUGCUACACCCGGGGCACUGCCCUCCAUCCCACUGGAUGCCAAUGUCCUGCUGCACACCCUCAUGCUCGCGGCUGGCAUAGGAGCCAUGCCCAAGUUGGAUGAAACGCAGACGGUGGGCGAUCUGAUCAAGGGUCUGCUGGUGGCCAAUAGCGGGGGCAUGAUGAACGAGGGACUGCUCAAUCUGCUGUCCACCAGUCAGGAGAACAGCAAUGGCAAUGCCUCGUUGCUGCUGCAACAGCAACAUCAGCAGCAGCAACAGCAACAGCACCAGCACCAGCAGCAGCAACAUGUCGCCGCCUAUCGACAUCGCCUGCCCAAAUCGGAGACUCCGGAGACGAACUCCUCGCUGGAUGCCAACGAUGCCAGCGAGGAUCCCAUACUGAAGAUUCCGUCCUUCAAGGUCAGCGGUCCGACCAGCAGCAGCAGCCUGUCGCCGGGUCACCACCCACACCCGCACCAUCCGCUGAACAACAACAACAGCCUCGGCGUCAGCAACAACAGCAACCACAGCAGCAGCAACAGCCACCGGAACGGCAGCAAUCGCAGUCCCCACUCCGCAUCGCCCAUGCUGGCCGCCGCCGUGGCCCAAGGUGGUGGCUACUCCGGCGCGAAUAGCUUGCUGGCCUCCUCCUCGUCCAGCAUCCAGAAGAUGAUGGCCAGCAAUAUCCAGCGGCAGAUCAACGAGCAGAGUGGCCAGGAUGGCCUGCGGAACGGCAAUGUCAGCGAUUGCAGCAGCAACAAUGGUGGCGGUGGCUCCUCCUCCUCGCUGGGCUACAAGAAGCCGAGCAUUUCGGUGGCCAAGAUCAUUGGCGGCACGGACACCUCGCGCUUUGGGGCCUCGCCCAAUCUCCUGUCCCAGGGUCACCAUCAGGGUCACCACCUGAGCCACCACCAGCAGCAGCAACAGCAACAACAGCUGAGCGCCCAGGAGGCAGCUGCUCUGGCGGCGGGCAAGGGAACGCGGCCCAAGAGGGGCAAGUACCGAAACUACGAUCGCGAUAGCCUGGUGGAGGCGGUCAAGGCGGUACAAAGGGGUGAGAUGUCGGUCCAUCGGGCGGGCAGUUACUAUGGAGUGCCGCACUCCACGCUGGAGUACAAGGUGAAGGAGCGUCACCUGAUGCGACCCCGCAAGCGAGAGCCCAAGCCCCAGCCGGAUUUGGUGGGCCUGACAGGACCUGCCAACAAGUUGCAGCUGGACAAGCUCAAGGCUGGACCCCAUGGGGGCUCCAAGCUGAGCAACGCCCUCAAGAACCAAAACAACCAGGCGGCAGCAGCGGCAGCGGCGGCAGCAGCAGCAGCGGCCGCUGCCACGCCCAACGGCCUCAAGUUGCCCCUUUUCGAGGCCGGUCCCCAGCAGCUGUCCUUCCAGCCCAAUAUGUUCUGGCCCCAGCCGAAUACGCCGAAUGCCUACCGCCUGGACUUCAAUCGCAUCACGGAGGCGAUGCGAAAUCCCCAGGGCUCCAGUCAGCAUGGCCUGAUGAACAGUGCCCAGGAGAUGGAGAACAUGUACGACGGUAUCAUCCGGAAGACCCUGCAGUCCAGCGAGGGCAAUGGCAGUGCGGCGGGCAAUGGCAGCAGCAAUGGCAAUGGCCAUGGACAUGGUCAUGGCCAUGGACAUGCCCUGCUCGAUCAGUUGCUGGUGAAGAAGACACCGCUGCCGUUCACCAAUCAUCGGAACAAUGACUAUGCCGCCACCUGCUCGAGUGCCAGCGGUGAGAGUGUGAAGCGGUCGGGCAGUCCCAUGGGCAACUAUGCGGAUAUCAAGCGGGAACGGCUGAGCGCCGAUAGCGGUGGGAGCAGCGAUGAGGAGCACUCCCCCAGCCACAUCCUCCACAGCAGCAGCAACAACAAUAACAACAGCGAUCUGGCGCACAACAAGAACAAGAGUGGCAUUGGUGGUGGUGGUCAGGCCAAUGGGAAUGGGCGGAGCAGCCGGAUGACGUCGCGGGAUGACUCGGAAACGGAUGCCAGCAGCCUGAAGAGCGGCGAAAGUGGCGGCGGCCAUCAAAACCACAAAAUCAUGGAUCUCAAUGGGAGCAGGAGCAGCAGCAGUCACAUCAAGUGCGAAUCGGAGGCGGUGAGCGGAGCGGGCCACCAUAGUCCACAGUCCACCUCCUCCGCCCUAGCCACCGCCACCGCCUCCAUUCUCCACGAGAAGCUGGCCCAGAUCAAGGCCGAGCAGUUGGAGGGGAACCAGGCGGAGCAGUUAUAGGAGCAGCCGAUGGCCACGAAUCCAGCGUUCGCCUGGCCACCGCUGGCCGCCCACUACUACAGCUUCUAGAGAUGCGGGAAGGCUGGGAUGCGGGGUAACCACCAAAUUAAGCCACGUUUUUUGAUAGUACCCUACAAAACACUAAAUAGAAAUAUAUCUACAUGUAUAUCUAGUUCUAUGCCAGCGAUGUGGUAAAUGUGCGCUAGCCCUUAGUUAAAUGUGUAAUCAACUGCAUAGGAGAAGGAAACAAACAACAACAUGAAAACAGAACCGAACAGCAAGCAAGCAAACAAACAUACAUUUAUGCCCCGGAGUGUACAAUGUAUAUUUUUGUUUCGUUUUGACAAUCGACAAAUAGGCAUUCUCUUGUACAAACUUUCUUAAAAGCAAAAAAAAAACAAAACAAAUCUAAAACCUUAAGACCAAAAACAAAAAAAGAAGAGGAAUACUGAGCAAAACCAAGAACCAUUUUCAUUUUGCAUUUUGUUUCGAACCGCAUUUUUGUGUUGAGUGUAUCUUUUUUAUUGAACAGAACCAGCAGUCCAAUGGGAAAAUACAUAAGUAAAGCAGAAAUAUAUAGCCAACAGCAAAUCAGCAAAGCAGUUACAAGCCAACAACUUAAUCGACGUCUGUCUGGAUAGGUUUUUGGCCCCUGAGCUGGGACUUUCACACAUUCCAUAAGAUACUCUCAUACUCUUAUGUUCCACAUAUAUUUUUCUCCAGUUUACACAGUUCUUUAUACAAAUUUCAAAUGCCAGUCAAAUCUUCAGCUCACAUGGGGCCAAAAUCCCAGGCAGGCGUCUUCGACAUAGACAAAAUGAGUAUAGCCAACAGCAACAACAACUACAAUAACUACAAACUACAACAAAGACCAUAACAACUACAACAAGCAACAACAUCAAUAUCCGAUCAAUAACAACCAACAAACAAGCAAUAAUAAUACAAGACUCUACAAUACAAAGAAUAAACAGACACCAAAACAUUGAAAUAGCAAAAUUCAAAAGUGAAAACCGAAAAACUAAAAACAAAAACCAAAACAAAAUUAUCCACAAAAAUUCAACAUUUUUUAUGAUUUCAAAAGAUGAAAAUACAAACGGAAAUCAAUAAACAAAGCUGCCUUCACAUUUACAAAUUAAAUAAAUUAGUAAGCAAAGCGAGACAGAGCACACAAAAUAAUAAAUCAAAUUAAACGCAAAACGCAGAGUAAAAAAUAAGAUAAAAAUUCAAAAAUAAGAGCCCCAAAAAAUAAUCUUUUAUUUAGCAAAUACAAAAAUUUAACAAAAACACCAAAUUGAAUAACCCAAAACAUUUUCCAAUCACAUACAUAUUUAUUUUUCUUUAAACCAAUGCCACACAUAUUGAACUAAAUUAAGCAAAAUUAAAAUGUUUCGGUGUUUAAAAAAUAUAAAGAAAAUUAAAAAAAAAUUAUCUGUGUUUAGGCUUUAAAAAAUGGAAAUUUAUAUCGAAAAUUUCAAGAUUUUGGCUUAAAAGUAUAAAAAUAAUUGUGAGAACACACAUUUCAUGUACAGUCGCCUAACCACCAAAAGUAAAAAGCAUAAAUAUAUAAAGACUUUAUAUUACUAUAUACUAUAUGAUAUAUAUUUGUAUAUUUAUGUAUGUGUGUGUCUUCAUCACUACGCGUAUACCUCAAACCAAACACAUGAUCAUUUUGUGCAACUAAAUAUAUUUAAAUGUACUUAUACACUCUACACACUCUUUUACAGGAGAGCAAAACAUAUUUACACAGUUAAACCCCCCUAAACUUUGGCCCUCCUUUCGACGUAUCUAUAUUUCGUUUGACUUUGAAAUUCUAUCUAUGGGUAAACAACUAACUAAAUGUCUGCGUAAAUGAAAAUAGAUGAAAAAAUAUAUAAAUGUACCUAAAAACAUAUUUUGUGUGCUAGCUAGUAAGUGUCAAAAGAAAAACCAUACAAAAACGAUAUACAAUAUAUUUAAAAGGAGACAAGAUGUGGAAAAAUUGUCGGUAAUAUUUGAAAAUAUUUAGUGAAUUAUAAUACAAGAAAAAAUUAAGGAUAUGGCAAGGAAAAUUGUGGAAAUUUGUAAGCGAAAAUGCGUUUAAGAAUUACCAUUGAAAUCAUUUAAAAGCAUUUAAAAUAAUUAUAAUUUCCACGAUGCGAAUGGAUAAAAAAAGUAUUUAUUGGCUAAUCUCCCAAAUUACAUUUGAUGUGCAUAAAUGUUGUGGUUUAGUAUCAAAAAGAAACGGAAAACAAAAUUAAAAGUUAAGGCUUAAAAAUGUAAAAUCAAAAUUAACUAAAUUAUGCAUUUGGUAUAAUAGAGAAGGGUUCUGCAAACCAAGAGGAAUUAAAAAAUGUUUAUUAUAUGAAAAAUGAAGAGGAAAAGUGAAAAGUAAGCGAAAGUAGGUAAAGAAUGAAUGGAAAUAAAUCAAAAAGUAUUUAUUGCUAAUUUAAUUAUAUUUGAAGUAUACAUACAUAUUUAUUAUAUACAUACAUAUAUAUUAGACACACUAUCUGUGAUUAAUAAUCCAAAAUUUUGAAGAGCAUUUUCUGAAAUAAUGUUGGCUAGGCAUAUGCAAAAAGACAAAACCAAUGGAUAAAGAAAACACACACCCAUGUAAACAAAUUGUAGACAGAUCGGAUAAAACCAAACUAAACAAAACCAAGCACAAGCUAAAGGUCAAAUGCAGUUGACCCCAGAAAUCGACAGCUGCAUUUGGCCAAAAGGAUUUCUUAAGCUACGGCACACAUCACUAAAAACAGCAACUGAAUACUGAAAAUAAAAAUAAAAAAAGAAAACAGCAGAAGAUGGUACUGUUCAGAACAUAUAUAGUUGUAUAUAUUUUGGAAUAAUGUUUACCAGUUCAAGUCAAAAUUAAAAAAGAAAACAUAAUGCAAAGUCUUUUAUAAUGCAAAAUUAUACAAAAGAAAAUUAUAAAUAAAAUUCAGCAACAUUUAAAAAUUAAAAUAAAAAAAUAUUGAUGUAAAAAGAAAGAAAAUCAAACUUAAAAUAAUAAACAAGAUAAAGUGCAAUUAUACGGUUUAAAUAAGCAAAUUUAAGAAACAAAUGUUAUAAAAAAAAAACAUGUUAAAACAAUGAAAACAUAUUUCGAAGCAAGUUUAGCUACAAAUUCCAAGGCAACUGAUAAUGACAAGAAACAUUUACAAGAUAAACCAAGAAAACAUUCACACAAACAGACAGCAAAGUCCCCAUGGUACAGUGCGUUUCAUGACCAAAAGACAUAAAGCUUGAUUUGUUAGCUUUGAUUAAAACGAAACUCUAUGGUUAACGGGAACUGAAACGCAUUGCUCCUAUGGACAUAUAGCCCUACCAAUAUCUGGAAACAGAAUCCAGGGCCAGGGAUAAAACCUUAACGAAAGAUCAUACAUAACUGCAGAAACCAAGUCGAGAGUCGAAAUGUCAACCUAGUGGUAGGUCUAAACACAAAAACAAAACAAAACAAACCAAUCGAGUGUAUUUGAGUAACAGCUUGAGAAUGUUGAAUUGUAUAGAAUUUUUGCAUGUUCACCUGGUCGAAAGGGGCGUGGUUACGCCCCAUUCUUAACCCUAGGUGGACAGGCGAAAACGCUCAGGUACGUGUUUUAUUUUUCGGAGAGAAACAAGAUUGAUUACCCAUACAUUACUUAUUCUUUGUUUUACUACAACAUAAUAGUUAAUAUUUGUAUAAAAACGAUAAAAAAAGUGAAAGGAAAAGAAAAGCUUAAAAUUGAUAUAUUCAUAAUAUAAUUGUUUAAAAUGGUUUGAGAGCGAGGAAGAAGAAGAUGAGAGAGUUUCUAGCGUGCUUAAUGAAAUUGCUCAUAUUUGUGUAUAAAAUCUAAUUUGUUCAAUGCGAAUCAAAAUUUGCUGAAUAUAAGUGCAUAUAUAUAAUUAGAGUUUAUUUUCGAGUUUAGUUUAGCGCAUAAUAUGAUUACGAUUACAAUUAUUAUUAUUAAUUAUGAUCUAACCGUAGGCAAAUCAAAAUUUCUUCACAUAAAACAAUCAACUUCUAUUUUCAAAUAUUAUAUAUAGAAUUAACUAUAAUUAUUAUUCAUUAUUAUAUCGACUAAAAAUAUUUAGCGCGUUGUUAGCCUCGAUUUAUGGUUUGUACAUAUUAGACAACAUUUUAAUGGUAUUCUCCUCUUUUUUUAUUACUUAUUACUAGAAUUAUUACUCCCUAUUUUUAUUGACUUCUUAAAUGGGCAACAUCAUUUGAACUAUAGUGCAAUUGUUUCAAACAAAACCAAGCAACCAACAACAAAUAUAUUAACAUUAAAGAUUAAUAUAAUUUACAAGCUUUCUUUGCCGAUGCCAAGAAGGAUGAAUACAGCAUAUGUUUGCCGUAUGGAUCGAAAAUCAAAAAUCAUUUUAAGUGCACAUAACUCUUCUAAAUAGCAGUUAGACUACGCCUAGGUUUUCCAUUAUUAUGCGCACGCUUCAGUCCAAAAAUUGAAAUUCUUCACAUUCUCAUUGUUCAGAACGAGACAUCACAAGCCAGAAAAAUACAAGAACUCAAAACUUUUCUCCUAAGUUCAACUUGAGCGACCGCAACAACUUAAGAUCAGCAAAGAUCACAAGCGAAAAAUGCUAAGAAACAAUAGCCCAGCCGUGAUAACAACCACAAAAUAGCCCAGCACAGACAACAACAACAACAACAACCAACAACAAUAGCCCGAAAAUAAUUGAAACAAAAAUUGAAUAAAAAACAAAUGAAAAAAAAAAACAGUAAUUAAUUAACAAAAUUAAUUAAAAUACAAA
Molecule: messenger RNA, 9266 nt
Organism: Drosophila subpulchrella
Lineage: Eukaryota; Metazoa; Arthropoda; Insecta; Diptera; Drosophilidae
Gene: Eip93F
Product: mushroom body large-type Kenyon cell-specific protein 1
Exons: 6
Coding region: 984-4535 (1183 amino acids)
Biological process (GO): regulation of transcription by RNA polymerase II
Cellular component (GO): nucleus
Molecular function (GO): DNA binding
Source: RefSeq, a predicted model, not a curated record